Molecule: messenger RNA, 3964 nt
Organism: Megalobrama amblycephala (Wuchang bream)
Lineage: Eukaryota; Metazoa; Chordata; Actinopteri; Cypriniformes; Xenocyprididae
Gene: slc38a2
Product: solute carrier family 38 member 2
Exons: 17
Coding region: 351-1964 (537 amino acids)
Biological process (GO): amino acid transmembrane transport; L-glutamine transport
Molecular function (GO): L-glutamine transmembrane transporter activity
Source: RefSeq, a predicted model, not a curated record
CCGUCAUUCAGCAGCAUCAGAACACGACAUUGAUACCGGACGCGCCCAGAGGACAUCUCCGUUCAUCUUCAACAUUAAUAUUAAUAUUAGUAUUACAAACUGUAGUGUUUACAAGUGUUACUGUAUUUAUACAAUAUUUAUGAUUAAUUUACUUUAUUAAUAUUUAUUGGUUAUCUAUUACGGUACAUUUUUGAAGGAUCAAUCGUUAUCGGUUCUGUAAUUGAUCACUGGAACAUUCUUCACGACUGGGAGGGUUUGGUCAUUUCUUUAUUCCAUUCAUACCGGAGCUGAAGAAACGGAUUUUUCUUCUUUAAUUCAUAAGACUGAACAAAACCCCUGCAAAUCCAAAGAUGAGUCGUUUUGAACACGCUCCAGACAUGGACACCAGUUCCAACAGCAACGAGUACAAAAGUUAUCAGCACUGUCCCACCAAAGUCCCCUUCAGCGGAAUGAGCAACGCCCUUACAAAUACAAAGAUGAGUCGUUUUAACAUCGCUCCAGAGAUGGACAGCAGUAGUUCCAACAGCAACGAAUACACAAGUUAUCAGGACUGUCCCACCAAAGUCCCCUUCAACGGACUGCAGUAUACCGACGUGGACGCCGAAAGUCAGAACUUCCUCUCUGAUCAUCACUUGGGCAAGAAGAAGUAUGAAGCUGAAUAUAGCCAAGGCUCGGCGUCGUUCGGAAUGUCAGUGUUUAACUUGGGCAACGCCAUCAUGGGAAGUGGAAUACUAGGACUCUCCUAUGCCAUGGCUAAUACUGGCAUCGCCAUGUUUGUGAUCCUGCUGGUUGCCGUGGCCAUUUUCUCCCUGUACUCGGUCCAUUUGCUGCUCAAAACGGCCAAUGAAGGAGGGUCUGUGGUGUAUGAACAGCUGGGGUACAAAGCGUUCGGGAUUCCAGGCAAACUGGCAGCAUCCUGCUCUAUCACCAUGCAGAACUUUGGAGCAAUGGCGAGCUACCUCUACAUCGUGAAGUACGAGCUGCCCAUCGUCAUUAAGGCCUUCUUAGACGCCAAUGACAAUGCGUGGUACACUAAUGGAGAUUAUCUGGUUCUAAUAGUCACCGUCAGCAUCAUACUGCCACUCUCGCUGCUUAAAAACCUGGGUUAUCUUGGAUACACUAGCGGUUUCUCUUUGUUGUGUAUGGUGUUCUUCGUCAUUGUGGUGAUCUACAAGAAGUUCCAGAUCCCCUGUCCACUACCCGAGAACCUCAUUAACAUCACAGUGAACGUCUCUCAGCCGCAGGUCAACACUACUGAAGAAGAGUGCUGCAAACCCAAGUACUUCGUCUUUAACUCACAGACUGUGUACGCGGUUCCCAUUUUGACCUUUGCAUUUGUGUGCCACCCGGCUAUCCUGCCCAUGUACGAGGAGCUCAAAGAUCGUUCCCGGAAGAAGAUGCAGAACGUUGCGAAUGUGUCGUUUCUGGGAAUGUUUGUGAUGUAUCUGUUGGCUGCUCUGUUCGGAUACCUGACCUUCAACGAGGCCGUUGAACCCGAGCUCCUGCACACUUACUCAAAGGUCUACAAUUUUGACUUGGUGCUUCUGAUCGUGCGUUUCGCCGUCCUGACCGCCGUGACGCUGACCGUGCCCGUGGUUCUCUUCCCAAUCCGCACCUCAGUCAACCAUCUCCUCGGCGCCUCUAAAGACUUCAGCUGGCCGCGUCACAUCUGCAUCACCGUCGCCCUGCUGGUCUGCGUCAACAUCCUCGUCAUCUUCGUUCCCACCAUCAGAGACAUUUUUGGAUUUAUCGGUGCGUCCGCUGCUGCUAUGCUCAUCUUCAUCCUGCCUUCGGCCUUCUACAUCAGACUGGUGAAGAAGGAGUCCAUGAAAUCCGUCCAGAAGAUCGGGGCGUUGUUGUUCCUCAUCAUGGGCAUCGUAGUGAUGAUCUGCAGCAUGACUUUGAUCGUCCUGGACUGGAUCCACAACGCAGGAUCUUCAGACGACCACUCCGACGGCCACUAGUGGGCGUGUCUUAACGCUAAUCGUCAGGCAGAAGGGGGCGGAGCCGAUCCGCUGACUCUGCAACUGAGAACUAGAAGAAGCUGCUCUAAUUUCAGCGCAGAGCAAAGACAAACAUCCCAUUCUGAGAGAAUGUCCUGAACUUUGUACAGUAUGCUGUUAGGCCACACAGAUGGUGAUCCACUCGUAUUGUUGUGCUUCUUUUUUUUUUCUUCAGUUUUUGUUGUCGAUUUGCUUUCCUUUUUUGUGUCGUUCUUCCGGUACAGCUGAGUUUCGGUGGUACGUCGCACAGGAGCGUGUGCGUCAUUCACCGUUUUCAGGUUUAGUACUCGCAACCAAAACCGUACUGAUUUCACCAUCAACAGCGAACGGAGACGCAUCUUCGACAUCCGUUCGCACCUUUGCCAAAAAUAUCAGUGUUUGUAUGUGGAAAAGCACUUAAUCUUUUCAGCACAUGUGAAGAAACUGUAAUUUCGCACAUUUUGGCUGUGCUUUAAGCGCAUUUGUUACAAUGCCAUUUUUAUACUGUACUACUUGAGUCACCUUUACCUGUCGUGUAGAUCUACUAAUGAACAAAUAUCGAUCGGUAGUUGUUGAUUUCAGGCAGGUGGAACGGCUGAAUGAAUUUACUGUAACUUAUUUAAACCCAGACGACUGCGAAGGGCUUUAAAGUCAACGCCAUCUCAUGUUCUACGCUGCAAAAAAAUGAAUUUCCUACUCAGUGUUUCUGUCUUGUUUUCCAGCGCAAAUAUCUAAACAUUCGCAAAUCAAGCAAAAUGACUGAAGAUUUUAAGUCUUAUUCACUGAAAAAUGCAUCGGAAUUAAGGGGGGUUUUGCAAAAAAUAUUUCAGAAAAGUAAUCUCGUUAAGUUCUCUGUUUUCUGAUUAGAUAUUUGUUCUUGUUUUAAGCUUAAACGCACUUCAUUCUGAUACAUUUUCAUUAAAAAAAUACUCAUCGUUUUGAUAUUCGCAUUGGAAAACGAGACUAAAAUACUGUUUUUUUGCAGCGAUUCAUCAUUGCACGUUAUCUGAAAUCACUGUUAAACUGACAUCACAUCAAACUGAUGUUUACCACUAGUCAAAUAACUAUUUAAUCGUUGUUUUAGACUCUAAAAAUCGUAUUUAAUAAACUAAAGGUUACGACAGUAAUAGUGAAUAAUGAUUGAAUAUCCUGUUUCACGGUACGUUAUGGAAGUAGAAUGAGUCGCUAAUGUGUUUCACGUUGACUUUAAAGCUUCAUGGUGUGAUUGUCACACUGAAUCAAAUGGCAGAACGUUGUUGCCGAGGGAAAUGAGACCGUUAGUGUUUAACUUGACUUACCAUUUCAGUGUUUGCCAUCGGCAGCUUGAACGAGAGACAGACAGACUGACGGGGAGUGUGUGUCCUUCACUAAUCAGCUGUUAUCAGUGUGUUGAAUUGAUAGGUCACAUGACCACACUCACACACACUCACACACACACACCUCACUGUGCUUCCAACAGCUAAACCUCAUGUGUCAUCCAACCUGUUACUCUCCAGCCGUUAUUUAUGGAAAAACAUCAGUGUAAUUUAAUCUAUUUUACUAUAUUUAUAUAUCUAUAUAUAUAUAUAUAUAUAUAUAUAUAUAUAUAUAAUAUAUAUAUUGUAUAUAUGUGUAUAUAUCACAAAAUGAAGUGUAUAUAUGCUGUCAUUUCUUCUUUUUUUUUCUGUUUUCUUUUCUUCAAUUUUGCUCAAUAUGUUUGAAAUAUGAAAAUGGCUUUAGAUGUCCCUCGGUGUGUGUCGGGGCCCUGAUCGGCCCCUCUUCAUCGGGCUGUGAAUGUCAAACUGAGCGCAAGGUUCAGCCCCGACACACACACACACACACACACACCUUUUACAUUACUACUAAAUGCUGUAGUCGAAGUGGAGAGGGGUGAAGCGCUCCUCAUGUACAAGAGGCCAUUCCUGCGAAUGAUACGCUCUUGUUUCAAUGAAACACUAUGUAUAUCAUGUAAUUAAUGUCUAUUAAAGGUUCAAGAUAACCCA